AUGACUCGCAAGAAGAACCGCUACAACAACCACGAGAACCGCCGCAGCAGCGCCAGCAAUGGCACCAACAGUCUCGAGCUCCGCAACCUCCUCGAGAGCCUCCCACAAGAACUCUACAACCACAUCUACGACUUGACGUUCACAGCUGAAGUCAAACUGCGGUUCUACUCUAUGAAGCGCGAGAUGGGGCUCUUGCAGCUGGAAGAGUUAGCAGCGACAUAUCCAGAGCGGGUCGUUACGAUCAACGAGAAGCCGCCGCAUUUGCUCCACGUGGAUCGAAAAAGCAGGGCCAAGUUCGCCGCAUCAUAUUUCGGUGGGGAGUCUGUCUUUGUGGUCGUGAGCCCAAAUCGAUACGGCGCAUGCUUCUCACACAGCCAUUUGGAGCUCAUCCGUGCCCCUCACUAUGUAUUCAAUACGGGACAUCGGGAGGUCCUAGGCAAAGAUCACAUUUUCAGACGAUUUCUGAGUGAAGAGCCCGCAGGGGAGGCUUACGCGGAUCGAGUUGUCUUCGCCUCGCUGGAUGAGAUCGUCGAGAUCAUAAAGCACAGCGACAAGUGCGACGCCCUCGAGCUCCGCGACCACCUCGAAAACUUGCCUCAAGAGCUCUACGACUGCAUCUACGAUCUGACCUUCACUGCUGAUGCCCAGAUCCGGAUCUACGCCUCUAGGCCAACUGUUGAAAAAGAGGGACUGGAAGAUUUGGUCGCAAAGUAUACUGAUCAGGUCGCCGUUCUCAAUGAGCCACCGUCGCGGCUCCUCUGGGUCUGUCGCAGUAGUCGGAAGAAGUUUGCUUCUUCCUUCCUCGAGGGCGGAUCCAUCUUCGUAUUCUACGAUUCUAUUGGAGAGCCACUCCGGGAUUUGAUGUCCAGUGGUGGGACACUGAGGGGCGAUAUUCGUAUCGUGCUCGGGACCGAAUGGUCGAAGGUGUUCGAGACGGAAGACUACAAGAAAUCCAUUAGCCUCACCGGACUCGAUCAAGACCUUGCGAAUCAACUGGAGCUUACAUCGCAUCUCGCGGUCUGGGGCCUGCUGGAGCAGCGUGGAGAUGAAGUCAAUGGAAACAAGAAGAAGUAG
Molecule: messenger RNA, 1074 nt
Organism: Cercospora beticola
Lineage: Eukaryota; Fungi; Ascomycota; Dothideomycetes; Mycosphaerellales; Mycosphaerellaceae
Source: RefSeq, a predicted model, not a curated record